Messenger RNA from Monosiga brevicollis MX1, 1470 nucleotides. RefSeq lists its product as uncharacterized. The record is from RefSeq and is a predicted model, not a curated record. The transcript is spliced from 8 exons. Lineage: Eukaryota; Choanoflagellata; Craspedida; Salpingoecidae. The coding region runs from base 172 to 1470 and encodes 432 amino acids.
AACGAUCCUGUGCAAGCCAUCGAGGCAAGCGUUCAUCACCGCGACCGGUUGGUGCGUUCUCGACGCCCGCACCUCGAUCUUCAAAGCCAUUGGCUAGGUCAAGGCGCACUACGUUCCCGCCUCUUUUUUUUCUUUUUUUUCCGGCCCGUUUGUCUCUACAAGACCAUUGCCAUGGCCAUGCCAUGGCAAGUUGGCGCAGUGUCGCGCGAAACUGCUGAUGACUUGCUCAUGGGACCUGGCUCCAAGGAUGGUCGAUUCUUGGUGCGCGACCGCCCUGGUACUUCCGAGUACGUGAUGGGUGUUGUGUUCCGCGGAAAGCCUACACAUCACCUAGUGGCCACAAACGCUGAAAACAAGUUGACGGUCAACAAGAAAAAGUACGGCGACGUAUCCACACUCCGGGAUCUCGUUCUCUUCCUUUCCAAACCUCCCAUUCCUGGUUGGCCCGUGCCAUUGGUUGAGGGCGUCACUCGCGAUGGCGCCAUCGUCGCUCCCGAGGCCGAAACGGCCCCUGCAGCCCCUGCAGCCUCAGCAGCUCCGGCAGCCCCUGCAGCCCCUGCAGCCUCAGCAGCUCCGGCAGCCCCUGCAACUCCGGCAGCUUCAGCGGCCCCUGUAGCCCCUGUAGCCCCUGUAGCCCCUGUAGCCCCAGCGGCCCCUGCGGCCCCGGCAGCACCUGCGGCCCCUGCAGCCUCCACAGCCCCUGCGGCCCAAGUCGCAACUACCACACCUACCCCUGUUCCCACGCCUGCAGUCAACACAACCCCAGCCCCAGCCCCACAACAAUCGCCACCAGUUCCAGUGACAGCCACCGCUGCUACAUCAGCGCCAGCGGUGUCGCAAGCCCAGUCUUCAGCUGCCAUGCCUGCUCCCGUCGCCCUUCAUCCUCCCCAUUCAACCCCGGUGAAAACGGGGAGCAAUACGGCUGCAUCCAUGCAACAAAACAACAUGCCUUCCAUUACUGCCUUGGCACAGCCGGUUGCAGGGCACCACGACCUGGAUGUCGCUCCUAUGUCUGCUCUAAAUCCCGUUGGAUCCACGGCACCAGAGGCAUAUGGCAAUGAGGUGUAUGAUCUGGCGGCCAGCCGCGGUCAGGUCACACUGAGUGUCGAGGCCAUGCAAGCCGAGGAAGAGGCACGCGUGGCACGCGAAAAAGCAGAGCGCAGUGCCGCUUUGUUCGCCUCCCAGAAGCUGCAGCUGCAAGCGCUGGAGCAAAUUCAGCGCAACAACGGCAUGCGUCUCAAUGGCACCCUGGGCACGUCGACAACAGAUCCAAUGGACGAGAACGGCACCCUCAUGCGCCUUAACAAGUCGUUGGCCAAGGUUGUGAUCAAGCUGGGGGCGCGUACCUCCACUCUUGAAGCCAAGGUGGAUCAGCUGACAACGGCGUUGGCCCAAGCCAUGGCAAUGGUCGAGGCGCUACAGAAUCAUACCACAGGCUUCCUGGCCUCGGCACAUGCCUUUCUCACAUGA